AUGACAACAACGCUUGCAUCAGCGUCAGCAUCCUUUGACGCCAAGCGUGCGCAGCAGCUCGCGCGCGACACGUUCAAGACGGAGGCCGAGGCGCUGCUGGCCCUCGCCGAGCGCGUAGACGAGUCGUUUGCCGAGGCCGUCGCGCUCAUCCUCGCCACGACGGGCCGCGUUAUCGUCAUGGGCAUGGGCAAGAGCGGGCAUAUCGGGCGCAAGAUCGCAGCGACGUUCGCGUCGACGGGCACGCCGGCGUUCUUCGUGCACCCCGCCGAGGCGGGCCACGGCGACAUGGGCAUGGUGACCUAUGGCGACCUCAUCCUCGCCAUCUCCAACUCGGGCGAGAGCUCCGAGCUCACCAUCCUCCUCCCGCUUAUCAAGCACCUCGACGUGCCCCUUAUCGCCGUGACUGGCGGCCUGCACUCCACGCUCGCGAAGCACGCCGACGUCGUCCUCAACUCGAGCGUACACCGCGAGGCUUGCCCCCUCAACCUCGCGCCGACGACCAGCACCACCGCGCAGCUUGCGCUUGGCGACGCGCUCGCCGUCGCCCUGCUUGACGCACGGGACUUUAGCUCCGAGGACUUUGCCCGUUCGCAUCCCAUGGGCGCGCUCGGCGCCCGCCUGUCGCUCACGCCGUCGCGCGGAUCCACGAGCAGCAGCAACGCGAGCUCGCGCACAAAUAGCUCCAACGGGACACGGGGGACACGCUUCUCGUUCGCAUAG
Messenger RNA from Vanrija pseudolonga, 720 nucleotides. It is a transcript of the gene kdsD, whose product is annotated as Arabinose 5-phosphate isomerase KdsD. The transcript has a single exon. The record is from RefSeq and is a predicted model, not a curated record. Lineage: Eukaryota; Fungi; Basidiomycota; Tremellomycetes; Trichosporonales; Trichosporonaceae. Gene Ontology annotation, biological process: carbohydrate derivative metabolic process; carbohydrate metabolic process. Gene Ontology annotation, molecular function: isomerase activity; carbohydrate derivative binding. Bases 1 to 720 code for a protein of 239 amino acids.